Messenger RNA from Tupaia belangeri chinensis (Chinese tree shrew), 4399 nucleotides. It is a transcript of the gene SEMA4F, whose product is annotated as ssemaphorin 4F. The record is from RefSeq and is a predicted model, not a curated record. Gene Ontology annotation, molecular function: semaphorin receptor binding; chemorepellent activity. Lineage: Eukaryota; Metazoa; Chordata; Mammalia; Scandentia; Tupaiidae. Gene Ontology annotation, cellular component: plasma membrane. Gene Ontology annotation, biological process: negative chemotaxis; semaphorin-plexin signaling pathway; axon guidance.
GGUCGGCGCCCCAACCCGGCCGACAGGCCUGCUCCCAGCGACCCCCACGUGGGAGUCCAGCGACAGAAACAUUAGGCCGCCUGCUGGUCCCGUGCGUGUCCCCUCUAAAGCACUAUUCUCUGUUGUCCAAUAGAGCUCCUGUGUCUCAGUUGAAAGAAUAAUGGCGCGUGGGGAACCCGACGUCCUGUGAGGCUGACCUACAUGGGAGAGUUCUGGUUUCUAUCAGGGGACGUCCUUGAGUAGCAGGACACACAGAUGGCCAUGAUUGAGGGGGCGGAGCCGGAUCGUGUUUCCUGCAUCUUCAGGCCGAGCCAGGCCGAGGGGACCCGAGUGGGGCCGAGCCCCGCGGCUUGGCUCUGAGCGGAGGCAGCACGGCGCGCCCCCCUCAAACGCCAGGCCGAACGAGAGAUGACGGCCUGUGCUACGCCGCCCCGCCCGGGUCCUGGGCCGCCUCUGGCCUCGCCCUUCCCGCUGCUGCUGCUCGUGGUGCUGAGCGGCCCGGUGUCCAGCCGCGUACCCCGCUCGGUGCCCAGGACCUCGCUUCGCAUCUCCGAGGCUGACUCCUAUCUCACCCGGUUUGCUGCUCCUCAGGCAUACAAUUACUCUGUUCUCCUUGUGGAUCCUGCUUCCCACACACUUUAUGUUGGCGCCCGGGACGCCAUCUUCGCUUUAUCCCUGCCCUUCUCAGGGGAAAGACCUCGCAGGAUUGACUGGAUGGUUCCGGAGGCUCACAGACAGAACUGUAGGAAGAAAGGCAAGAAAGAGGACGAAUGUCACAAUUUUGUCCAGAUUCUCGCCAUUGCCAAUGCCUCUUACCUCCUCACCUGUGGCACCUUCGCUUUUGACCCGAAGUGCGGGGUUAUUGAUGUGUCCAGUUUCCAGCAGGUUGAAAGACUUGAGAGUGGCCGAGGGAAAUGUCCUUUUGAGCCAGCUCAGCGGUCAGCAGCUGUAAUGGCUGGGGGUGUCUUGUAUGCUGCCACUGUGAAAAACUACCUGGGGACAGAGCCGAUCAUCUCCCGAGCUGUGGGUCGUACUGAGGACUGGAUUCGGACAGAGACCCUGCCAUCCUGGCUUAACGCCCCAGCCUUUGUUGCAGCCGUUGCCUUGAGCCCAGCCGAGUGGGGGGAUGAAGAUGGAGACGAUGAGAUCUACUUCUUCUUUACUGAGACUUCCCGAGCCUUUGACUCGUACGAGCGCAUUAAGGUUCCGCGGGUGGCUCGUGUGUGUGCGGGAGACCUUGGGGGCCGGAAGACCCUCCAGCAGAGAUGGACGACGUUUUUGAAGGCUGACCUAUUGUGUCCCGGGCCUGAGCAUGGUCGGGCAUCCAGUGUCCUGCAGGAUGUGGGUGUGCUUCGACCUGAACUGGGGUUGGGAACUCCUGUCUUUUAUGGCAUCUUUUCCUCCCAGUGGGAGGGGGCUGCCAUCUCAGCUGUCUGUGCCUUCCAACCACAAGACAUUCGGGCAGUGCUGCGUGGCCCCUUCAGAGAGCUGAAACAUGACUGCAACAGAGGACUGCCUGUCAUGGACAAUGAUGUGCCCCAGCCCAGACCAGGAGAGUGCAUCACCAACAACAUGAAGCUCCAGCAGUUUGGCUCGUCUCUCUCCCUGCCUGACCGAGUGCUCACCUUCAUCCGGGACCAUCCACUUAUGGAUAGGCCCGUGUUUCCAGCUGAUGGCCACCCCCUACUCGUCACUACUGACACAGCCUACCUCAGAGUCGUGGCUCACAGGGUGACCAGCCUCUCAGGAGGAUGGACACCUCCACCGAGCAGUGCGAAUCGGAGCCCAGCUGAGCAUCCUAGAGGAUCUGGCCUUAUUCCCAGAGCCACAGCCAGUUGAGAACAUGAAACUGUAUCAUGGCUGGCUUCUGAUCAGCUCCUCUACUGAGGUGACGCAAGUGAAUACAACCAACUGUGGCCGGCUCCAGAGCUGCUCAGAGUGCAUCCUGGCCCAAGACCCUGUCUGUGCCUGGAGCUUCCGGCUGGAUGCGUGUGUGGCCCAUGCUGGGGAGCACCGAGGGCUGGUCCAAGACAUAGAAUCAGCGGAUGUCUCUUCUUUGUGUCCCAAAGAGCCCGGAGAACACCCAAUAGUGUUUGAAGUUCCUGUGGCUACAGCUGCUCAUGUGGUCUUGCCAUGUUCCCCAAGCUCAGCAUGGGCAUCCUGUGUGUGGCAUCAGCCUGGUGGAGUGACUGCACUAACCCCACGGAGGGAUGGGCUGGAGGUGGUGGUGACCCCAGGGACCAUGGGUGCUUACGCCUGUGAAUGUCAGGAGGGUGGGGCAGCCCGCGUGGUGGCAGCUUACAGCUUGGUGUUGGGCAGUCACCGGGGUCCCACAAGCCAGGCUCACACAGUAGGGGCUGGACUGGCUGGCUUCUUCCUGGGGGUUCUUACAGCAUCCCUGACUCUUCUCCUGAUUGGUCGGCGUCAGCAGCGACGGCGACAGAGGGAACUUCUGGCUAGAGACAAGGUGGGCCUGGACCUGGGGGCCCCACCAUCUGGGACCACAAGCUACAGCCAAGAUCCUCCCUCCCCAUCUCCUGAAGAUGAGCGGCUACCCCUGGCCCUGUCCAAGAGGGGCAGUGGCUUUGGUGGCUUCCCCCCACCCUUCCUGCUUGAUCCUUGCCCGAGCCCAGCCCACAUUCGGCUAACUGGGGCUCCUCUAGCCACGUGUGAUGAAACAUCUAUCUAGAGCCAGCAAAUGACCAGUCGUGUGAGGACCCCUGGGAUGGGAUGGCCACUGAGAUGCCAGGGUGACUGAGCCUGGAAGACCGUCAUGGUUUCUCAGUUCUCUUUGGGUCUGAAUGAUCACUUGGACUUUUCGUGUUUGUCCUCUCCAGGCCUGGAUGGGCUUGGAGCCAGGAUUUUGCCUGAUUCCUGAUUCUAAGAGAUCAGAACUGCUUUCUGCACCGAAUCCAGACCUCCCUCCACCUCUGAGCCCCUGACCCUUCGACUCUGGCUCCUCUAUUGGGCCCAUUGAUUUGGGGGAUGGGGCACCAGGCUUUGCUUUCUGGUUUGGCCCUGGCCAGAAGGAAGAAUCAUGGAGGUGGCCCAGGGCUGGUGUGCACCAAAUCCUUGGGGUGGUUUUGCUGAUUCUCCCAGUUUAUCUGAUCCUCUGUGGGGAGUGCAUGAUCCCCACGUUGCAACGUGGAACCUUUGUCCUGAGAUUGCCCCCCCAUCCCACUGAUUCCUUCUUCCAUGAAAGGACAUGUGUAAAUACAUGAGUGUUUGUAGGAGACCUGGCCACAUAUGCAUGGAUGACUGGGCCGGUAUUUAUGUGUAUUUGUAGUGAGGAGCAGGGAAAGUCGGAAUGAGGGCAAUGUCUAUAGAACUGUGGACCCUGUAGCCAAUGAGAAUGGCUGUACUUUCUAAAAGAGAACAGAACACUGCCCCCUCCCCAUUGCCCCACAACCUUUAUCUAAAUUUAAGUACAGAAAAAAGCUCCCAAAGUGACCUUCUGGUGUGGGAAGGGCAGUGGGACACUGCGUGACCCAUCCUUCUCUCUCUUUGCUUUCUGGCUGCCACCACUGCCGUGCCACAGCCGCUUUUCCUUUGGCUGGAGUGUAGGCUGAACUCCCUUUCCUUGGCUCCCAUUGAAAAUUAACUUCACAACAUUCUAAAUAUUAGGGAUGACAAAGGGGGAACAGUCACAGGAAACACAAGUAGUGUAGAGAUAGGUUUGUAUCAGUGACUUUUCUCAGGGUGACACCUCCAUUGGGGUCCAUGGACUCCUGAAAUUGUAUGCAAAAUAUUGUCUGUACACGUGCGUCUGUAUUUUUCUGUGGGGAGGUUGUAUGGCUUUCAUCAGAUUCCCAAGGCCUUAACAGAAUUAAAGGACCACUGCCCUGAGGUCACUGCUCUUGGGCCAAGCCAAGAUGGCGUCACUCUGUGGCAGCUCUUCUUGGCCACACCUUGCCUGUCCUGUGGUCAGUCCCUGGAUUUGUAGCUGCCAGAAGCCCUCCUGUUUGUGCAAUCUUGGAAGCUGGUCCCUGUGUGUGUUUGAAGACACCGUCAACUCUCACUGAACGUCAAGACCUCUUCCUGCUUCAAACUCUCAUGUGCUCUAGGCUUCUCCUGCUCAGUCCUGGUCUUGGCCUGUGAAUGUGCCUCAUUCAUCCCUGGUGAGGGACCCUCUGAAGCUCCAGUGAAUGAUUUAGCUCUUCCCAGCUGGAGUUUUCUGCUCUAUUUCCUUGGCAGCAGCCUGGCAACUACUCAAAAAGAGUCCCCUUGGGUUUGUAAUUAUCAGUGGCUUUGCCACUAGGAAGCGUGUGAUCUUCAGUAAAUAAUCUAACCUAGGGGUGUUUGUUUACUACUUGUAAAGUGGGGAUAAUAAUACCUACCUCAGGGUUGCUGCAAGGAUUAAAUGAGAUGUGUAAACAAUAAAGCACUGUCUAUAUCAGUA